UUUCGCCAGCUCGUAGUGGGCUCGGCGGUAUCUCGGCCGGAGAGGCGAGGCGGUCUUUCCCCAGCCAUGGUUGGCUGUCUCCUCAGACUGGGGCUCGGAGGGAAGCUGCCCUGCUCCUCCUUCCUUUUCCCGCCAAAGCACAUCCCUCCCGCCAUUGCUGCCUGCUUCUUCUCUUCCCCCGCCGCCGCCCGUUGCUUGGGCGGCCGGUUCGCCGGUCUCCUUCCCCGGCCUCCGGCGCCCAAGAAGAUCCCGUUCCGCGUGGCCGCGCACGGCAGGUCGUGGGACGAUCCCUACAACUGGAUGAGAAAUACGGACGACCCGGAUUUCGCGAGGCAUCUGGAGGAGGAGAACGCCUACGCCGAGGCCUUCAUGGCGGGAACUGCGGGACUCCAGAGGAAGCUCGUCACGGAGAUGAAGGCUCGAAUGCCGCCUGAGAUUUCCACCCCUCCCGAACGAUACGGCCCGUGGUUAUAUUAUCAAAGGGUGCCGACAGGAAAGGAAUAUCCCAUACUUUGUAGGAGACUUGAGAGCAAUGGUGGUUUUGUGAAAAUGAUUUUGGGGUUAAUAGCAGGAGAUCACAAAGAAGAAAUACUGCUUGAUUGGAAUGAAAUUGCAGAACAAUAUGGUUAUGUUCAUGUCGGCACAUGUAGAGUUUCUCCUAAUCAUAAUUUCCUUGCUUAUACGCUGGACAUUGAUGGUAGAGAGCUGUUCACUCUUUGGAUAAAAGAUCUAAAAAUGGGCUCUCUUAUUGAAAAAUCAAGUGCACAUGGGGUUGCUAGCGUGGCAUGGGCUGAAGACAGUAAUGCCUUGAUGUACACAGUAGUAGAUGAGACUCGAAGGCCUUACAGAGUACUUUACUCGAUCCUGGGAUCAAAUAAUGUGGAUACUUUGCUAUUUGAAGAAAGUGAUUCAAACUACUGCACUGAGGUUACAAGCACAAAAGAUGGCAAGUUCGUUACCAUAAAUUCCAACUCAAGGACUUCAUCCGAGGUGUAUGUGGUUAGCACAACCAAAUUGAAAGAAGGGCUGCAACUAGUUCAGAAACGUGAAUAUGGUGUGCAGUGUUUUCUGGAGCACCACCAUGGGUACUUCUAUGUCCUCACAAACUUUCAGUCGGAUAAAGCUUCAGCUUCUGAAGGUUAUCAUAUUGCUAGGUGUGCUGUGGCAAAUUUCCCGUCAGGUGAUUGGCAGGAUGUCAUUCAUGCCGGUCCAGAUGUUUGCCUUGAAGAUAUGGAUAUAUUUGAUAGGCACUUGGUUCUCUUUAUCCAAAAAAAUGGGUCUCCUAUGAUUUGUUCCGUAAAUAUGCCUUUGGAAGUUGAUUUCAAGCGUCCACUGUACCUGGAUGAUUUCAAACCAUGGUUCUUUCCUCUGCCUCCAAAUAUUUGCAGCAUAACUCCUGGUUCAAAUCAUGACUUUAAGAUGCACAUUUAUCGUGCAGUUCUCUCUUCUCCAGUGAUGCCAGAUCUGAUAGUUGAUUUUGAUAUGUUAAACCAAAACUUUAUUAUUGUGGAUGAAGAAAAAGUUGUUGGAGUCAACAGUGAUGCAGGAUGUGAUUUACAGUUCAGUCAUUAUCUUCACAAGGAUCUGUUGGGUAUUUUCAAACAAGUAGAACAACAAUGUUGGAGUACUCUGUAUGAAGCAUUUGUUUGUGAAAGAAAAGAAGUAAGUUCACUUGAUGGUGUUUGUGUACCUUUAACGAUUGUUUACUCUAAGAGGUCAGCACAAUGUGGUAAAAGGCCAGGCUUGUUACAUGGCUAUGGGGCUUAUGGUGAAGUCUUAGACAAGAGCUGGUGUUCUGAUCACUUGAGCUUGCUUGAUCGUGGUUGGGUCAUAGCAUAUGCUGAUGUAAGGGGUGGCGGAGGUGGAGGCAUUUCAUGGCAUCAUUCAGGUGCUGGCCUGCAUAAGCUUAACUCUGUUCAAGAUUUUGUUGCAUGUGCCAGAUACCUGAUUGGUGAAGGUUAUGUUCACAAAGAUAAACUUGGUGCCAUUGGCUUCAGUGCUGGUGGUUUGCUUUUAGGUGCUGCUAUUAAUAUGUUCCCAGACUUAUUCUGUGCUGCUAUAUUAAAGGUUCCUUUCCUGGAUGUGUGCAAUACCUUGAUGGAUCCAAGUUUGCCCCUUACCGUGUUAGACUAUCAAGAAUUUGGUGACCCAAGAAUUCCCGAAGAAUUUGAGACGAUUCUUGAAUGCUCUCCAUAUGAAAACAUUAAGCCAGGAGUCUGUUAUCCUUCAAUGCUUAUAACUGCUUCCUUUAGUGAUCAGAGGGUGGGAAUUUGGCAGCCUACCAAGUGGGUUGCUAAAGUACGAGAUCUGACUUGCAGCAGCUGUGCACGGGCAAUCAUUCUAAAAGCAAACAUGGAUGGAGGGCAUUUUGGAGAGGGUGGGCGUUAUAAACACUGUGAAGAAACAUCUCUGGAGUAUGCCUUUCUGAUAAAAGCAAUAAAUCUGAAUGGUACUUCUCAAGAUUGGUAGCUUAUGCAUUAUCAGGAGAAGCAGAAUGAGGCCUCUUUACAAGUGCCAUUAUACUUCAACGUUAUUUUUUGGAUCGUAGUCUCUUCCUGUGCAAUGUGCGAUAUAUUUAAAUGACUUCAACUUUCAAUAAGUUGGGAGAGGAUUAUGUGUCUACUGCUUUGUACCUGUGAUCAAGGGUCGUAGACUGCUUUAAAUUUAAACAUCGCAAGCAAAUUUGACAUGCCGAUAUUGUCAGUCAUAGAUGCUGGUGAAGAUACAGAGAGCACAUGAAAGCCCAUUAAGUUCUAUCCAGUCCUAUCCUUCUGCUCAUCCACCUGAACAUAAACAAAGCGUCCAGACUUUUGUUUGUGGACAUGGAAAGUCCUGCCCAGUCCCUAUCUAGAUCUGAUUAUCAGUCCAUCUUAAAUGUAUUUGUUAUGUCUAUAAAAUGUAUAUUUCUGUUUAGUUCAUUGUUAAGAAAUUCUAAUAGGGAGAGCAUCACCCUCAGUUGGAGCUGCAA
Molecule: messenger RNA, 2968 nt
Organism: Nymphaea colorata (pocket water lily)
Lineage: Eukaryota; Viridiplantae; Streptophyta; Magnoliopsida; Nymphaeales; Nymphaeaceae
Exons: 12
Coding region: 67-2469 (800 amino acids)
Biological process (GO): proteolysis
Molecular function (GO): serine-type endopeptidase activity
Source: RefSeq, a predicted model, not a curated record